AUGGGUGUAAGUAAAAAUGAAAAGCAAUCAAGUGGUGUUUGGACGCCUCAGCGCAUGAGUUGUUACAUGGGCAGCGGAUGCAGUUACAUAUCAGAAGAAGAUAGCUGCAGUAAUAAUAAGAAAAGAUCCUGUCAUCACCAUCGAACUGGUCCAGAUACAAAUCCUACGUGCUCCUCAUAUUAUUCAAUGUGUCCUAGUGUUGGUAGUCGAAAACCUCCUCUGAUCAAAGUUCUGGGUAAUUUGAAAGAGGCUGCAUCUUUUGAAAAGUCAUGCACUGUAAAAUUAAACGAUCUUUUGAACACCGAGGAACAGUUGAAUAAGGCGCUCCAAAAUUUGGAACAACGAGAGAAGGAAGGUAUGAAGUUGCUAAAACAGGCGGAUUCCAUAUGGCUGUCCAUGGAAGAAGCCUACAAGAAAAAAGUAUCCGAAUCAUUAGAGCGCCAAAAGCUUUUGCGGAAACAGUUAAGAGAAAUAGAAAUAAGUACAACAAAAUGGCGAAAGAAUUUGAAGGAUCUAGAAUCACAACUUAAUGAUGUCAACAAAUGCCAAGAAGAAAUGAAGGGAAAGAUAGCCCAAAAAUCUAACGAUAUAAAAUGUAUCGACAUGGAAAUAGCAGAUUUACAAAAACGAUUAGAUAAUAACAAAAAUGAAGUUGAAGCAACUAAGAAAACAAUUGUUAUGAAUAAAGAAGCAUCAAAUAAAAAAGUGGCAAAUUUAGCUGAAGAAGCAAAAAGACUAGAAAAAGUUGUUGCAGAAGAAAAGAAGAUCAAAAGAGAUAAGGAACUUGAAGGAACAAAGCUUAUCAAAGAGGCAAGAGAAGAUGUUAAGGUUAUUUCCGAAGUGUUAUUAAAGAAGAAAUUAGAAAAUGAUGACUUGAGAGCAGAGAAAGCAACUUUGCUAUCAGAAAUCGAGUUUCUGGAGCAAGCUCGUGAUCUAUGCAAGGAUAAAUGUAACCUAAAACAGAGCACAUUAGAAAAUGAAAUAAAAAAAAUUGAUGCGGAAAUUGCUGAGUGUAAAAUAAAAUGUAUAAAAUGUAAUGAGUGUACUGACACUUCUGAAAUACAAAAAUUUUGUACCGAUUGCCCUCGAUGCUUAGAAGGAAGGCGUUGCAUAGUUGAAAAUGAUCAUUGUAGUAUGGAUCAUACAAUGGAUUGUGUCUGCAUGACCGUGAAAAGAAAGUUCUUGGAUAAUGUAUUCGAAAAUAUGUAUAAUGUACUAGUCAGACAAGUUAAAGAAGGUGCCGGUAAGGUGGUUGCUGAAAAGGUUUUUAAUUGCUUAAAAAGAAGCAGAAACGGGAAACUUGAUGGCAGAACUAGGAAAAUUCUUCAGGAAUUUAUAUUAACUAGUGUUAAAAGGCAUCUGAACUUGACAAUUGUUGGCGGUGCUGUUAAAACUAGAUGUGAGGCACCAUGUUCCCGUUGGGGAGGCACCAACGAGUGUAAUUGCCCCAAAGGUCCAAAAGGUUGUAUAUGUAUGAAAAAAGCCCCGCCACCCAUACAUGACCCAACGCCGUGCCCACAGGAAGAUGAGAACAAGGAAGACGAGGACGAUGUAAAAUUCUGUCCUCUGGAUUGCGGAAUGCAUGGCAUGAAAACAUCACCUAUUAAUGAAGAAUUCCCUAAGUGGAGAGCUGACCCGUGUCGAGAUCCGUCGUGCAAGUAUUCAAAAAAUAUGAGAACUGCGCGAUGUGUAGUUGAUCCAGAUUGUUCUGCUUCAAUUCCAACUAAGGAUUAUGGGUUGGGUGUAGUGAACAAGAACAUUUGUGAUUGUGUAAACAUUCCUAAGGAUCAUACAACUCAUAGACCUGAUAACGGUGCUAGGAGUCAUCCUCGCGAGCUUCUUAUAGAUGAAGUGAUGGGAAAUAACGAUGAUGUAACAAUUGAGAGAAUAAGUUCUAUCAUAAGCUCUGACUCAUCCACAACAAUGGCAUGA
Molecule: messenger RNA, 1932 nt
Organism: Parnassius apollo (apollo)
Lineage: Eukaryota; Metazoa; Arthropoda; Insecta; Lepidoptera; Papilionidae
Source: the annotation of a GenBank genome assembly